This is a messenger RNA of Aureobasidium subglaciale EXF-2481, 1911 nucleotides long. RefSeq lists its product as uncharacterized. Gene Ontology annotation, biological process: ubiquitin-dependent protein catabolic process. Bases 1 to 1911 code for a protein of 636 amino acids. Gene Ontology annotation, molecular function: ubiquitin protein ligase binding. NCBI's taxonomy places the organism in Eukaryota, Fungi, Ascomycota, Dothideomycetes, Dothideales, Saccotheciaceae. Gene Ontology annotation, cellular component: anaphase-promoting complex. The record is from RefSeq and is a predicted model, not a curated record. The transcript has 3 exons.
AUGGCACAAGGCAUGUACGCAGCCAUGGACGCGUUUGUCCAAAGUGCAGCCAUGAAAGUGGACUGGACGCGGCGUCUGAGCGUUGUAGACCGACUGCGCCAUUGGAUCCGACAUCGAUUUAUUCCUGCGGUCGGUCUCUCAACACCGAAUGAUGUGGCCGACUGGGAGAAUACAGCUCUCGAACGUCUGGCGAAGCAAAGAAUCAGACAUAUUUUGGACUACGUCAAGGCCUGGCCGCAUUCCACUGGAGCCAUAUUAGACCUGAGAGAGUGUAUGCAUUCGUCAGAAGUCAAAGUUCUGAUUGCAACUUCUUUCACGCAGCAGCUAAGUCGUCGCAUGCUACAUGCUGGUGUGACAACAUCGGAGCUACUCAGCAUCUAUAUCAAUGUCAUCAUGGCGUUCAAGACCCUGGACCCGCGAGGCGUACUCUUGGAUAAAGUGGCUGUUCCUUUGCGCGCUUACCUCAGACACCGCGAAGACACCGUCAGAAUCAUUGCAGCAAGUUUUCUUGCUGAUGUCGGCGGCAAUAGUGAUUGUGAUAACAGCCACGUUGGAAACUCGUCCGAAGAAGUGUGCGACGACCUAGCCCGAGAAAUCAACCUAUCGGAGGGUCAAGCGCUGCAUGUAGAGCACAGGGGUCUUGAUUGGGAUGACAUGGAAUGGAUGCCUGAUCCAAUUGAUGCAGGACCUGACUACAAAAAAUCAAAGAGCGAGGACGUCAUGUCAUUCAUGCUCACCCUCUUCGAGCAAGCUGAUUUCCUCAAAGAAGUACAAUCACUAUUAGGAGAACGUCUCUUAACUGUAGGCUAUGAUAACACAGAACUGGAGAAGGAGAUUCGUCUUGUAGAGCUUUUCAAGGCCCGUUUUGGUUCCGAUCGUCUCCAAUCAUGCGAAGUCAUGUUGCGCGACAUACAGGACUCCCGGCGUAUCAAUACCACCCUUCGUCCACGGGACGAUCUCCCAACAGCACAAGAGAUACACAAUGCUAUUCCUGAGUCUGGCAUCAAAUAUCAGACAUUGCUUUCGAAAUUCAGAGCGCGUGUGCCGACGACGGACAAUGCUCGUCGAAGAUUCGAUAAUUUGGUCAAGUCCGUGUCCACCACGGAAGCGGGCUCGGACAUGUUGUAUCCCUCAGCCGAUCAACCUAUGUUUGGGCCUAACGUAGACACCGGAUCAUCCGUGGUCUUCUAUACUCAGAUCCUUUCCUCGUUCUUCUGGCCGAGUCUUCGAGAGGAUGACUUUGCUGUGCCGACACCAGUCUCAAAUUUGCAACGGAGCUUCGAGCAGGACUUUGAACGUAUCAAAAACUUGCGCAAGCUGCACUGGCUACCAUCAUUAGGGAAAGCCACCGUUGAGCUUGAGCUUGAGGACCGCACUGUCAAGAUUGAAGAAGUUCAGACGUGGCAGGCAAGUGUCAUCUAUGCCUUCCAAAAUGAUACUCAGGACACUUCGCUCGCUAUUCCAGCAUCUAAAUCUGUGCAAGAUCUGGAGGUGUCGUUACGUAUGGACGAAGUUCUUGUGCGCAAUGCACUCACAUUUUGGGUAGGUCACCGCGUUCUGGUAGAGCAUGAGCCGGAUGUCUUUACCGUACUUGAAAAGUUGCCGUCAGCCGACAGGAAUGGCACCUCAGCUCCUGCAGCUCAUGGACCAAUACAGACUGACACCGUUAUAUCGGCGGUGAAGUCUCAAGAUGCGGUGUUCCAAGACAACAAACCUAUGUACGAGAUGUUCAUGAUGGGCAUGCUGACUAAUGGAGGUGCCAUGGAUGCGGGACGUAUCACCAUGAUGAUGAAGAUGGUAGUCCCCGGUGGUUAUGGUUUUGGCGAAGAUGAGACAAAACUGCUACUUUAUGGUUUGGAAGAGCAAGGGAAGGUUGUCACCAACGGCAGCAACUACUCUGUCAAGAAAUGA